Messenger RNA from Cryptomeria japonica (Japanese cedar), 1017 nucleotides. RefSeq lists its product as uncharacterized. The transcript has 2 exons. The record is from RefSeq and is a predicted model, not a curated record. NCBI's taxonomy places the organism in Eukaryota, Viridiplantae, Streptophyta, Pinopsida, Cupressales, Cupressaceae. Bases 169 to 783 code for a protein of 204 amino acids.
GGGAAAGGCGUUUGGCGCGUAAGGACACAUUAAAAGGUGGUCGGUAACGCAGCAAAGGUAUCAGAUAGAUGCACGGCUUUACCCAAAAACCCCGUAUUCUGGAGGAGAUACUAAUUAUAUAUAUACACAGCCCAUUUACUGUGUUCUGCCACAGCAAAUAUUCUGAGAAUGAUGAAAUAUGCCCGGCUUCACCACAGUCGAAAGCACAGCGAUUCUCAAGGGGUUUACGCUUUCUUUAAUGGCGCAGAAACCUACGCCCCUGUUUCUGCUGGUACGGCCGAAGGAAUGCCAGAAGACAAAGGUGGAGGAAAUUUUUAUGGUUACAGGCUAGGUGCUGCAGUACAGAGAGCCAUGGCCAUGAGGGAGCGCGGCUCCCCUUGCAAAGCAGAGGAUAUCAAAGGUAUUGGUGGAAUGAGAGAUAUUUACAUGUCAGGGCUCACCUACUCUCCUCCUCUUCCUUAUAAUGCUGAAAUGACCGAGGAGGAGAUCUUUCAUGCUGCCAUUAAACCCCAAUCUGUGAAAUUUACUCGCUUUUGUCCAGAUCUAGAUGGAGUUCACCAGGAAUUUGGGCGAAUUUCGAAUGGAAAACAGAACCUUGAAAUUUUUGGGGUUUACAGAUGUGUUGAAGAAGAUAUUGGCGAAAAUCAGGGUGUUAAGAAAAGGAAUUUUGUGAAACGCCUUUGCCGGCAGCUGUUCGGUCGUCGGAAGAAAUCUUCUGCAAUGAAGAGCGUAGGGAUUGCAGAGGGACAGUUGGAACAGCUGGAAAAACGUGGCUCUGUUUGAUUAAAAGCGUACAUACGCGUCAACUUUGAAGUUUUACAGUUUGAACGAAGGGCUUCACAGAAAAUUCAAACAACUAAAGGUGCAGAUUUGCAUGUACACUGACCAGUACAGCAGGUAUUUAAGCCUUUUAUGGAAAGACUGUCUGUGCCUCCUCACCUACCACCUUCCUUUUUUGUACAUUGUAUGAUCACUUUAUCAAUAAAGUUAAAUAGGAUAUAUUCCUUAACAAUUUGA